GAAAAUAGUACGGUGAGGCUGAGGGCAGCUGAAUAAUUCACUUAGAAGGGCAUCAUGGCCGAUGGUGAAGUUUCGCUUGCCGUAUUGCUCGGAAAUUUAUCUCAUACAAGGUCGUCCUCGGAACGAAGAGACGAUUUGAUCGCUGUUUCGAUAUGGCUUGUGAUGCUGAGCUACGCUCUAAUAUCAAAUGUUUUGAUCCUUGUCGGGAUUGCUCGAAGUUCCACGAUGAGAACUGCCACCAGCUACUGGUUUAUAAUUUCUCUUGCCAUAUGCGAUAUUGUCAUGGUCGUUAUAUCGCUAAUACAUUUGGUGCCAGCAACGGCAUUUCAUGAUGCCUAUUUGGAAUUUUAUUCGCUUAGAAAUAUUCUUAUGAUAUUCUUUUAUGAUCUAUUUUGGUAUACGGGAGUUGUACAACUUGGUCUGAUGGCUGGCAAUCGAUUUGUCUCCAUUGUCUACCCGAUGGAAUACAAAAACAUGUUCUCAAGAAGGAGAACAUUGUAUUUAAUAGUUUUUGGAUAUGCACUUGGGUUUCUCGUCUCUCUGCCCACAUUAUUUCCAUGUUGUCACACUUUAUGGAAUUCUGACUACUAUAUCACAGUUUAUCAACCCAUGGAUACUUGGUACAAGUACCUAGAUAUGGGUUUGAAUAGUACAUCGCUAUUUAUGAUGAUAAUGUCGUAUGGUGUAAUAAUCUACAAAGUUCGAGAAAGCGGCAGGGCUAUGGCGAAGUAUCAACUGACAAUUAGAACAAGACAACAACAUGCGCUGAUGUCGGGAGUAUCGUUAUCGUGUCAAAUGAACGGUUGUACGAGAAUGUCCUCAGUUCGACCACCACGUAGUCAAGUUAGCAAAAAAGAAAUGAGAUUAUUUAUUCAGUUCUUUGUUGUAUCGCUCGUAUUUCUGCUGACGUGGACUACAUGGCAAUGGCUUCCGCAUAUGUCGAGCUCGAAAUGGGCAUAUUUUGUGAUGACGUCAUUAUUCUUUGUCAAUAAUUCGGUAAAUCCUACGGUAUACUUACUGUUCAACACGCAACUUCGACGAGAACUGCACUACCUGCUAUGCCGACAUCACGCCAUCUCAUCUGUUCAGAAUAAACAUCGCCGGAGUUUAUUCGGAAAACAUGGAGGAAAUCCGGUUGAUAUCAAAACAAAGACAACAACUGCUGGUGAGGAGGCCACCCGAUCACUUGAUCCUGCCCAUUCGCUUUCCUCCCAUACGACCUCAGAUGAUCAGACGAAACCCCACUUACUAAUACAAGAGAUCCUCUAUGUGUGAAUGUGAAUGGCGACUUCAUGGACAAGGGCACGAUUAGCGCUGUUUAGCAGCAAUGGAUCACAAUCGACUCCGCAAUCCGCGUCGCAUUUAUUUCGCCUUAGACAAAUUUAUUGUCUUUUUGGGGUCUUAUCUCUCCUACAAUCAGCAGGAGAUAGGAGGAUUUAUUUCUCAACGGGAAGAAUGAUGUGCAGUACUUAAGCUGUUGUUAUAUUACUGUAGCAAUUGUUUCCAUCUGCAUGUGACUGCUGGUUAAUAGGGUGGGGAUGUUUGAAGAAAGGCAA
This is a messenger RNA of Cylicocyclus nassatus, 1556 nucleotides long. NCBI's taxonomy places the organism in Eukaryota, Metazoa, Nematoda, Chromadorea, Rhabditida, Strongylidae. The record is from the annotation of a GenBank genome assembly.